This is a messenger RNA of Podarcis raffonei (Aeolian wall lizard), 1629 nucleotides long. Its product is annotated as coiled-coil domain-containing protein 166-like. The record is from RefSeq and is a predicted model, not a curated record. Lineage: Eukaryota; Metazoa; Chordata; Lepidosauria; Squamata; Lacertidae. Bases 402 to 1415 code for a protein of 337 amino acids. The transcript is spliced from 2 exons.
CCCAUGAUUCUGAUGGUCUUCUGUUCUUUGGACACCUUCCAUUUUCAACAAUGUGGUGAUUCUACCUCCAUUGUGAUACCAGAGUUCUUCUCUUUAGUGUCUUUUUUGCCUUUAAGCUUUUCAGGAGGGUUCAUCAUCCAAGAGGCCAAAGUCUCGCAUGACUGACACUCUGAUGGGGCAAAAAUGUCUAAGACAUUUCUACAAAGCGGCCCAGAAUUGAGCUUGCCAUUCAUGGCGGCUGCUCUGCUCUUUGUUGAGGAUUGCUGAUGAUGAUGGUUCCUCAGGGCUAGCAGGGCCCAUAUUAACAGAAACCUCCGUUCUCCGUACGUGUCCCCACUGCCAGCACCACCAGCACCCAUUGCUUGGAGGAAAGUGCCUGAGAGGGCAGCCCCUGCCACAGCAUGGCGACAAAGAAGACCAAGUCCAAAGCUCGGAAGAGCAUCGCCAAGAGCCAGAGCACGACUGGGCCGCUCUUGACGGAGCAAGAGCAGUCCCUGAAGAAGGAGUCCCUCAUCCUGGCGGAGCACAUCCACACCUACACGCAAUGGGUGGACCAGUUCCAGAGCAGGAACGAGUUCCUGGACAAGGAAGCGCAGGAGAUCCGGCAGAACAGCAAGGCCUACCUGAGCUACCUGAACAGGCGCGCUGCCCGGUGCCAGGACGCCAUCACCACCCUCAACGAGCAGAACCUCUUUGACCUCACCAGCGUCCUGAAGCAGAAGGAGGAGCUGACCUCCCAGUACACAGACAAGGAGACAGAGAUGAGGAGCCAGCUGAUUGAGAUGGAAACCAAGUUCUCCCUCAUGACCAAGGAGGUUGAGGAGCUCAAGCCCUUCAAGGAGCUGCAGUCCGAGCAGCUCAUCCGCAUCCGGGAGCUGGAGAAGGAGCUGCUGGCCAUGAAGAUCCAGCACUCGGAGGAAAUGCGCUUGCUCAAGAGCAAGUACCUGCACCAGAAGGCGGAGUACGAGGUGCAGGCGGAGCAGAAGGUCCAGGCCCUGGCCAAGAAGGCCGAGAAGGAAGCCGUGCGCAGCCUCAUCCAGCACACUAUCAGAGUGAAGGAGGAGAACAGGCGGCUGCGCAACGAGCUCCUCGGCCUCAUCCAGCGAGCUAAAGGCCUGAAAGCCUUCCGGCAGCAGCUGAGAGAGCAGAAGGAGCAACUCCUGCGGGAGCUCCAGUAUGGGCGGGGCCUGGCACACAUGCGCCGCUGGCUCCAGCAACAGGCGGCUCAGAAGACUGGCCCCACUCCCAGUAGCCAGCCUCCCAAGAACACACAAAAAUCCUCUCGGGGCGCAAGCGCUCAAGGGCCCGCAAAGAGGGAUGCUCAGGCAGCAGCUGCCGAAGGUUUGCCACCACUCUGGAGCCCCAAGAGCAGCAGCAAGCAGCAAGCGAUGCCCACAAGCAGCCAGCAGUAUUAAGAGAGUGAGCGGUUUCCAAGCGUGUGAGCAAAGGUGAGGAGGCCUGAGAGUAGACUUCUAAAUGCGGAGGCAGAAAUCCUGACUCAGAGACAGCAACAAGCUGUUUGGGGAUUGGAGACUGCAGCAGCUCAUGCGCUCUGCUCUUCGCUUCGUAUCAGAGGUGGCAGGAAACAUGGACCAACCCCGCCCCCCUAAUUAAAAGGAUGUGUGUGGA